AUGUCAUAUUUUCUACCUCAUUUACCUUCUGGUUGGCAUGUAGAUCAAGCGAUUUUAGCAGAAGAAAAUCGAGUAGUGAUCAUUCGAUUUGGUCAUGAUUGGGAUUCAGAAUGUAUGAGGAUGGAUGAAACUCUUUAUGGUAUAUCAGAAAAAGUUAAAAACUUUGCUAUGAUUUAUUUAGUUGAUAUUACCAAAGUACCUGAUUUUACAAAAAUGUAUGAAUUGUAUGAUCCUUGUACUGUUAUGUUUUUCUACAGAAAUAAGCAUAUUAUGAUCGAUUUAGGUACAGGAAACAACAACAAGAUAAAUUGGGCUAUGGACGACAAGCAAGAGGCAAAUAUAGUUGAGACAAUUUAUCGUGGUGCAAGUAAAGGAAGAGGUCUGGUAGUCAGCCCUAAAGAUUACUCAACCCGUUACAAGUAUUGUAAGUCUAGUCAGACUUCCCAUCUUUCUUCGUCUUGUUUAUAA
Molecule: messenger RNA, 468 nt
Organism: Melampsora larici-populina 98AG31
Lineage: Eukaryota; Fungi; Basidiomycota; Pucciniomycetes; Pucciniales; Melampsoraceae
Exons: 7
Coding region: 1-468 (155 amino acids)
Biological process (GO): mRNA splicing, via spliceosome
Cellular component (GO): spliceosomal complex; U4/U6 x U5 tri-snRNP complex; U5 snRNP
Source: RefSeq, a predicted model, not a curated record